Molecule: messenger RNA, 1750 nt
Organism: Oncorhynchus masou masou (cherry salmon)
Lineage: Eukaryota; Metazoa; Chordata; Actinopteri; Salmoniformes; Salmonidae
Product: vesicle-associated membrane protein 2-like
Exons: 5
Coding region: 295-627 (110 amino acids)
Biological process (GO): vesicle-mediated transport; vesicle fusion; SNARE complex assembly
Cellular component (GO): plasma membrane; SNARE complex
Molecular function (GO): syntaxin-1 binding; SNAP receptor activity
Source: RefSeq, a predicted model, not a curated record
GUACUGACACAGAGGAGUCUAGGUGUAGCUCAGUUAUAAUAAAACGAUAUUGGCGAGGUGCGGCAUAAAAGAAGCACACGAACGGAGAAAAGGGAAACAUUUACAAGGGAAAAUAAACACAUAUUGGUGGUAAACAUUAUCACUCCCUCCUAUAUAAAACGCCAGAAGAGGGAAUCAAUUGAGAGGGAGUGAGAGGAAAAAGAGCACUGAAGGCAGCCCACUCAAUAGCCACUUAUUAGGCGAAUAGUCUACAUUCCAGUCGGAUUUGCGUACAUUAAUAAACCAUCAUAAGAAAUGUCUGCCCCAGCUGCUGCCGGCGCCCCCGCAGAUGGAGCGGCGCCCCCUCCCAACCUCACCAGCAACCGCCGCCUGCAACAGACACAGGCUCAGGUGGAUGAGGUGGUGGAUAUCAUGCGUGUAAACGUGGAUAAGGUUCUGGAGCGUGAUCAGAAGCUGUCAGAGCUGGAUGAUCGGGCCGAUGCUCUGCAGGCUGGAGCCUCACAGUUCGAGACCAGCGCUGCAAAACUCAAGAACAAGUAUUGGUGGAAGAAUGCCAAGAUGAUGAUUAUCCUGGGGCUGAUAUGUGCGAUUGUCCUCAUUGUCCUCAUCGUCUACUUCAGCACCUAAGAUAAGUGGCUCCUACCCCAGUCUGCAGUCAAGACUGCCCGCUUCCUUGCAACAGAAAAUCCUUUAAAUUGACGAGGAAAUUAUCCACUAACGUUGAAUUCAUUAAAUUGCUCCUAAAUAGUCUCAAUAUGACCCUGCCCUGAACGCCCUGACCCCCUCAGCCCCUGCUUCCACCGCCUCACCUCUGGACUCCUGUCAGUCUAUGUCCUGUAAAUCUGUGGACCUGCCUCCUUUGUAAAUAUGUCCUGCUUUUCUAAUCUGUCGUUCAUACUCAGACUCCAAUACUUGUUGUGAUUGCUACCGAUGACAACAACAGAAAAGGAAAAUGAUGACCCUGGUGAUAAUUGUUAUAUACCAGACAUAUAUAUAUAUAUAGUUCUUUGUAGAGUUUUAUUCUGAUAUAAUGUUUUUGUAGGUUGUGUGUGGGUGUGCGUUUUGUAUUUUUUAAUUUUUGUAUUAAUUUGACUUAUGCUUCAGAUUUGAACUACUGCCUAUUAAUCAGAGUGUAUAUCUUGCACAUUCUCUCUCACUGUCUCUGCCUGUCUCUGGAUUUCUCUCUCUUGCUCUGUCUCACAUAGAGUAUAGGUGCAUCUUUGCACAGUGACAUAGUCUCCUUUAACCGAGGUACUUCAUCAAUAUUCCCAUCCUCUUCUCCCAUCUUUUGCUUCUCCAUCACUUUCUCUCUUCUAUACCAUGUAGCCAUACUGUCUCUUCAGAAUCCUUUCACCCUUUCUCUUUGUUUUUGUUUCUGUUUCCCUGCCUGUUGUUUCCUAGUCAUAUACCUUCUCUUUUUAAACUACCAUUAGAAUUGGACCAAUGUCUGUAGAUGUUUUUUAUUUUACCUAGUGUCUUAUUUCGAGAACAUUCCUUGAUGGCAGUCUAGUACAAAUGCUGUCACUGUAGCACAUGUAUGUGUAAGUAUCUUUGAAAACAGAAAAUAGAUAGCCUGUAUAAAGUAACCGUAAAUAUUAUCGUAGAGAUCAAUAUGACAAGCCAGAGUGGGGAAAAUAAGAAUGUUGAUAGAAAGGAGGGCUGACUAGUUUUUGUUUGGUGGAUCAUAAUUUGAACCUGAUUCAUUUGUUCAUUUCAACAACAUAAAAUUGCAUAAAGUUGCUGUGACAAU